AUGCAAUCGAUAUACCAUUGGAAAAGUGUAAGGGUGAGUGAACUAUAACAGAUUUUUGUGUUUUUUCUGAUGAAUCCUAAUUUUUGAAAUUUUAGAUUCGCCGGAACUUGAAUUUUGAUCGAGUUGGAUCAAUCGCAUAUGCAAUCACCAAGUGAUCGAUAAAACACUGGACACAAUUAUGGUUAGUGAUUUAGUGAUUCAAAUUCUAUUCAAACAAGAAAAUAUUUGUUUUCAGAUUUCGCAGAACAUCAAAUAUCAAAUCUCGUUUGGAAAUUGGAAUUUCGCUCACGGAGACUAGUCCAUGUUUGAAAGUAAGUUGUUUUUUGGGUAAAAUUUCCAUAAAUGGGACUUUUCAAGUUAAUUUUUCAACAGUGGGAAGGUGGAGAAACCCUAUUCAGAAAGACUGACAAAAUAGUAUCGCUGUCCAAAAAAUGCGUGUUCUCUAGGUUUAUUCUACUUUCUCUCAAUUUUGAGAAAAUCGCGCAUUAUCCUUUGCUAUUUUAUACUUAAAUUGAGACAUUUCAGGUCACCAAAAAUCUACAACAACAUCUGCCAACCAUUCGAACACUUCACCUCCCCAACAACAACAACAACAAUAUCCGAUAA
Caenorhabditis angaria is the source of this 606-nucleotide messenger RNA. The record is from the annotation of a GenBank genome assembly. Lineage: Eukaryota; Metazoa; Nematoda; Chromadorea; Rhabditida; Rhabditidae.